Colletotrichum destructivum is the source of this 924-nucleotide messenger RNA. RefSeq names its product Putative YbiA-like superfamily protein. The record is from RefSeq and is a predicted model, not a curated record. The transcript is spliced from 2 exons. Bases 1 to 924 code for a protein of 307 amino acids. Lineage: Eukaryota; Fungi; Ascomycota; Sordariomycetes; Glomerellales; Glomerellaceae.
AUGCUACUGAUGAGAGCAGACAGCUCAUCCACAGCUGCGUCUCCCGCACCUACAUAUAACCACGCCGAAUCCUCGAACCGUCUCUCAAAAAGCGCUUCAGAAAUGAAUAGACCCGCAUCAUCCACAAUCAUCUCCAUCAUGGAAACAUCGCCAAUCUACUUCUGGCGCGAGACCGGCCCAGAGGGUUACCUCUCCCAGUGGUGGACAAGAGACCCCUUCACCAUCGCCGCCACCGCCUCCUCCCCGCCCAUCACCUUCAGGACGGCUGAGCACUACAUGAUGCAUGGCAAAGCCCUCCUCUUCGCCGACGCCGACGCCGCGCUCGCGAUCCUCAGGGCGGACCACCCGCGCAAAGUCAAGGCCCUCGGGCGCAGGGUCCGCGGCUUCGACGGCGAGCGGUGGGACGCCGAGAGGGAGCGCGUCGUCCGCGAGGGCAACCUCCUCAAGUUCCGCGCCGCGCCGCAACUCCGGGAGCGGCUGCUGGCGACGGGCUCUCGCGAGCUCGUCGAAGCGAGCCCGACGGACCGCAUCUGGGGCAUUGGGUUCGCGCCCGACAAGGCGCCGGCGUCCGACAGGGCAUGCUGGGGGUUGAAUCUGCUCGGCAAGGUGUUGAUGGAGGUACGGGAGGCGUUGAGGAAAGAGGAGCAGCAGCAGCAUGGGGGGGAGAAGAAGAAGAAGGGGAGUGAAGAGAAGGAAGAGCAGCUGGAAGUGGAGGAGAAGCAGAUUCAGUCCCGGACGAAGAGGAGACGUACCCGGUCGCAGGAUGAAGAGGAAAUGAGGGAUGAAGACACGACGUCCAAGUCGAGACGAGUGAAAAAACGGGAGGACGGAGAGGAGGACGGAGAGAAGGAUGGAGAGGUGGACGGAGAGGAGGACGGAGAGAAGGAUAGAGAGGAGGACAAACGCGGAGAGUUUCGGGGGUGA